UGUGCGCCAUCUAUUUCAGGUUUUACGAGCAGAGGUUAACCAGUAGCCUAUGACGGGAAAUGUAGUUUAUAGGUGAUUCUCGACACGAAACGCUGGAACUUCUGGAGUCUUUUCCUACUAGUCUUAAAGUUCUUGAACAGAUCAGCAGUACUGGAUAUUUGGCUCGAACGACUCGACAGCGGAUCCGCACGUACGCUACGAAAAGUGGUCGACAGGCGAAUAAAGUGCGAAACUUCUCACCUCUCGAAGAAACGCUUUUUUGACAGCUGUUAGGCGCGCGUCUUCAGCUCCAGCGAAAUUUUACGAUCUACGAAAACCUAGACGUGGAGAGUACUCCGAGCAACAAGACUUUAAUUUUACGUAAAUAAUAAUAAUAGUAAUAAAAAGCUUUCUUUCUUUUGUCAUGUAGUGUAGACCGCUGAAAUGCAGCAGGAGCGGCUACUCAAAAUCCUUGUCAUUGGAGAUUUGGGUGUGGGGAAGACUUCCAUCAUAAAGCGAUAUGUGCAUCAGGUUUUUUCUCAACAUUAUCGCGCGACUAUCGGUGUUGAUUUUGCUCUAAAAGUCCUGAAUUGGGAUCAUCAGACAGUCAUUCGACUGCAAUUGUGGGACAUUGCAGGGCAAGAGAGGUAUGGCAACAUGACACGUGUGUACUACCGAGAGGCCGUAGGGGCACUGGUGGUUUUUGACCAGACCCGUGCCUCCACCUUCCAAGCUGUGUUGAAAUGGAAGAAAGAUCUUGAUUCUAAAAUUGCCCAUGGUAAUGGGCGUCCCCUACCAGCUGUCCUGCUGGCCAACAAGUGUGACCAACAGAAAUAUGGUUUGUGUUCCCAACUGCCCAAACUCGACAGUUUCUCUAGGGACCAUGGAUUUGUGGGGUGGUAUGAGACUUCUGCGAAGGACAACACAAACAUUGAUGCAGCCAUCAUGUGUCUUGUAGAAAAUAUAAUGGCCACUGACACGGAGGAUGUUCCUGUGGAAUCGGACCCUAGUGUACUGAUCCUCCCUGCUUUUGAUUAUAAUCUAAAAGAGCGCAGUGACUCUGGGUGUUCUGUCUGCACAACAUUCCAGUCCAGCAAAAAAAACCCACAGUGAAUUAUAGGGUGAGAUGAUGAAAGAACACAGAACAGAGUGGAAAAGAAAAAUAUAAAGAGAGAAAAUGGUCACACCCUUUGUUGGGCCUUCAGAUAGUGCUGAAGUAAGCCUUUGUGGGAAAGACAAGACCAUGAAGCCUUAACACUUUUAUGCACUAACAUUUACACAUACCAAAAACAACAAUGUCAUCAAUAAAACAUGCAGCGUUUACACAGAGUUUUCUCUGAUAAAUACUUAAUGCUGUAGACUCGCAACUAAAUAAGGCUUUGUGGUUAUACUGCAGCAGAAGAGCAGCGUGCGCACAUUUGCCUCAACUUUGUGUCUGUUAAAGACUUUCAAGACUUUAAGUCUGCAUCCUCAAAAAUUGUGCAUGCAUUUGUGAUUACAUAGCAUAGGGGUGUGCUAUUUUAAACACAGUCUACAACAAGCUUGUACACUCAACCAAUACUUGAGGCUCUAAAAACACAGUUAAGUAACUAGACCGUUGCUGCUUAUCAACCUGAGAUAAAUUUGGGAUUUUAGGCAAGAUGCAGACCAUAUAUGGCAAACCCAUGUAAACCGACAGCAACUAGACAAAAUACUGUCUGUAGUGCUUUUUUUAGAGAUAUGCAGCACACAUAAUUUCACAUUAUGAUAGAUGAAAUCAUUAUUUAUGUUGUAUGCAAGGUUUAUAUCGGAGAUCAAGGAUGAUGUAAGAUCUUCAAAUGAAUUAAAUUCAGAGUUAAGCAGUCAUGUGCCAGCAAGCAUACAAAAUGAAUUCCAUUGGUGUGAAUAAUCAGCAGUGGAUUCACACAGUGAAGUGUGUGUGUGCACGUACGUACGUACGUACAUGAAAGCAUUAGCAUCAGACAAGUAAUUGCGCUGGAGUGUCUCGGCAGACACUGAGGAGGCACGUGACUAGUGUUUAAAUGUGUGACUGGUUUUUUAAAUGUGUUUUUUAUGUCAUGAUCUACAUGCUUACUGUCUGCUCACAGCAGUUUGUGUACCAUGUAUGUUUUGUCUGACUUGCAGAGGUUGUUCUUCAGCUCCUACCAUCCAUGCUUCAGUGCCCAUAAUUCAUGGAUCCCCACAGCUCUCUUACUAAAUAUGUUUUACUUUUUGACAUUAUUUGAGGAAGUGUUUUGGAUUGUGCAACUAUCUGUAUAAUGUCACAUCUCACAAAACAGUAAUCAUUUUUUUUUUCUCUCUGCUUGUUGUUUAGUCUUCUUUGCCACAUAACAGUCUGCCACAUGGCAUGUGUCUAACAGUGACCUUUACUAAUCCUGCUUUUUAUUCAGCAGACAGGAUGAUGAAUAAUUUUAUGGCAAUUAAUAUGUGACAGUUAAAUAUUUCUGCAGAAAAGAAUGAAAAGCUGUAACCAACCUUUACUAUGUUUUUUCUUCUUUUUUUAAAUAAAAGAUAUGUAAUUAUUUUAUAUAUUUUGAUUUUAUUGGACGUAAUAUUAAAUAGAUUUGAAGUUGUGUGCCCAGAUUAGCCUAUGCAGAAACCCUGUUACCAUUUUAAUUUCCCUUUAUUAAAAGGAUGUACUUUUCUAUGAAUAAUAAUAAAAACAAAUGUUAGGCUUGUAAGCGUUAGACGGUUUUAAAUAGUCAGCCCACUUACCAUUUUAUACAGCAAACAACUGAUUUAUGAAAACUGGUUUUAUCAGAGCCGCAUGUCAAUUAUUAUAUAUUAUAUUAUGAUUUACAAACACUUCGUGACAUCUUCGAAUCAUAAAAUGUUUAAAAUGUAAAAAAUAAAACACAUUUUUAAAUGGUCACUUCAGAAUAACCCUCAGAAAACGAUAAACUUGGGAACAUUUUACACAAAUCAAUGCAAUGAACAAGUGAGGCAUGGUUUCAUUUCAGCAUUAUGUGCAAAUGAAGGCUGAAGAUGCGCUAUGAUUUUGAGAGGUAACUGCACAUGUUAAACGUUUGGACGACAUGGGGGUGAACAGCACGGGCUAAUGAUAGUAAUGAUAGAGGGAGAGAGCAUAUCUAAUGCCUGAAGAAGUGCUGUUUUCCAGUCUUGGGCAAUAAUUGUAGGUCUGAGAGCAUCCUCAGCGAAUGUGUAUUGAUCGCUCCACAUGUGGUUUAGUUGUAGCGGGGCAAACAUGAGUAAGGGAGCGAGGAGGAUAUUUGCUCCUCCGACACUCCAGCAGAAGGAUGCGAUAGUGUCACGGCGCGUGGUCGUUUAUGAUAAAAGGGAAUUCCGUAAAAGUGCUUUGGACAGCAAACUAUUACCGGCUUUCGUGCUCAUCGAAACGUUAACGACUGUCGGGAGCAAAUCACAUUUGAAAAAGAAAAAACCGAGAAGAGAAGCGGUGCAAGAUGUUUUCGUGAAAUCAAGUUUGAGCAGAUAUUUUGGAUGAUACAGCCCAGCGGUAAAGUCUCCAUAAUGCUGUGGAUGAAGACAAAAUCGCUUCUUCUUUUUAUUUUUCCAUUGAUUUCAGCCCAGAACGCUGAACUACCUGCAGUAAUGGACAGUGACAUGCUCAGUGAAUUUGCUUACCAACCUGGGCCAUCGUACCUGAGUCUGACCCUGCUGGCUCUGACAGUGGGACUGUCUGGCAGUGUUUACCUCUGCGUGCUGCGGUACAUUUGCACCGGCUGCUGCCAGCCUGUAGUUGUUGGACCUGAAGAUGAGAGCAUGUCAGGAGUGGUGUGAUAGCAGCUUUUGUUUGAAAGCGUGUGUGUAUUCAUGACUGUGAGUUUAGUUUUUGUGCGUGAGCACUUAUGUUGGUCAUCUUGAGUAGUUUGAGCAGACGUUCAUUUUCAGCGCAAGGCUUUGCUGUAUUUAUGAAAGUUAACUAGGAAAAUUGGCACAACUUUCAAUUAUUUCCUUUAUUUUCAAACUAAAACAGCAAUGUUUCAUUCAUAAAUCUCUGAAAAUCCCUGAUUGAAUUGUUGCUGUUUUAUUUGAAAAUAAACGGAAUAGUUGAACAGUGUGCAGUUUUUCUUCGUUUAAUUUCAUGUUGUCUGUUUUGGAUAUGCAUAUUUCCCCCCUUUUGUAUUAUUAUACAUUGGUUGAGAAAAAUCCCUGAAUACAAUGUUUUUAUGUUCCCAUAUUCCCUUAUGAAACACUUAACUAUAAAUAAUUAUUUUUCAUUAUGUAUAUAAAGAGUUUAACUCUUCUUAAGGACAUCAGAAUGUUAAAAGUGUAAGAUGAAAUUUGUAUAAUAAAUUGCUUGUCACUUGUUAGUCACUUGAGAUAAAAGCCUCUGCCAAAUGACUACUUGUAAAUGUGAAAUUCACAGCUCUAAAGCCUGACUGUAUGUUGGCAGUAAAAGCUUUCAUUUAGCAUCUACGGAGUCAGGCAUUUGACUAUACUAAUGACGCAAAUGUUGACUAAAUGAGAGGGAGGAGUAGACCAUUUUAGCAGGCUUUCCAUGCUCGGUCAGUCAAGAGAACUCACUCACAAACCUCUGCUUGCAUUUUUAUGACACAAUCUGCAGUACCACACUCUACUUUAAAGGAAUGUAUAAAGAGCUUUUGUAAAAACAAUUCUGAAGCAAUUUAGAAAUCAAACUUUCACAUAUUUGAGUUAUUUCUUAUGAUCUAUACAGUGAUCCAGAAUCAUUUUUAGAAUAAAUAAAUCCAGUGCAAUUUUCUUUUACACUUAUAAGCGGAAUUUGAACCAUAUAGUGUUAUUUCCAUGUCAACAUCUCUUGUUUAAAUAAGUAGGAUGCUCCCUGAGGAAGUGAUCAGUUGCAGAAACCGUUGCCAAGGGCUACUGCUGGAUCUAGUUGCCAUGGAAAUAGUUGCACCUGUUUUCCUCUAGAUGGGGCUGUCACAUCAGCUGUUCAGAUGGCCUAACUGCAAGAAUCCAAAAUAUCUGCUGGACUAGAUGUUAAUUUUGUAGAUCAGUUUAAUGUUUUGUGUUUUCUAGUGUCAAACAUAUUAAUGUUUAUUGCAAAUGCAUUGUCUUUGUGCAUAUGAAUACCACACCAUUUAUAGGUUCUUAGUAAAUUUAUAGUAAUUUUGUUUUAAUAGUAGUUUUGUCAGUGAUGUAAAAACCUAAAACACCUAUU
Molecule: messenger RNA, 5101 nt
Organism: Cyprinus carpio (common carp)
Lineage: Eukaryota; Metazoa; Chordata; Actinopteri; Cypriniformes; Cyprinidae
Product: ras-related protein Rab-38-like
Biological process (GO): vesicle-mediated transport
Cellular component (GO): trans-Golgi network; Golgi apparatus; vesicle
Molecular function (GO): GTP binding; GTPase activity
Source: RefSeq, a predicted model, not a curated record